Messenger RNA from Henningerozyma blattae CBS 6284, 4392 nucleotides. RefSeq names its product Sps100p (gene SPS100). The record is from RefSeq and is a predicted model, not a curated record. The transcript has a single exon. NCBI's taxonomy places the organism in Eukaryota, Fungi, Ascomycota, Saccharomycetes, Saccharomycetales, Saccharomycetaceae. The coding region runs from base 1 to 4392 and encodes 1463 amino acids.
AUGAAGUUACAAAUUACUUUAACAAGUGUAUUGCUAACUUCUACUGUUUUAGCUUCACCAAUCCAAAAUAAAAGAGAUAUUAGUAACAUAUUGGAUGCUGCUUCUCAAAAGCAAUUCACCAUUGCCUCACAAGUAUACAGUACCCAAAAUUCAUUCUUACCAGAAACUUCAGAUUCAAUUAUAGAUGUUGAUGCCGCUGCUAGUGCUUUUUAUCGCAAUAAAGAAACUUCGGAUUCAAUUAUAGAUGUUGAUGCCGCUGCUAGUGCUUUUUAUCGCAAUCAAGAAACUUCAGAUUCAAUUAUAGAUGUUGAUGCCGCUGCUAGUGCUUUUCUUCACAACGAAGCAACUAGAUCAAAAAAUGAUGCCGGGGCAAGAAAAUUAAGCUUCUUUCCAUCUUCAGUGAGUCAUUCGUCCGCUUCUGCAGCUACAACUAAUGAUAUAAUAUCUAACAAUAAAAAUCCCUACCCAUCCGUAAAUGGUGCCACUCCAAUUGCAAAUGAUACGGCUGUCUCUACGCCAAUUUUGAAUAAUAUAACCUCCUCUUAUGAACCAGAAGUAACUAGCAAUGCCCCAAUUAUAAAUUAUAUUUCUAGUGACAAGCCCUCUUUGGAGAACAGUAAGACCACUUCUACAGCAACUUUCACUAGGUCUUCUGUAAACGAUAUUACAACAACUUUAAAUACAACUCUAAGCAGCAUCGAAAAGCUUCCAAGUAUUUCAACUCCAGUUACAAGUGAUAUUACUAACACUAUUACAAGUGAAACGGUAUUUCCUACAAGUAAUACUAUUACAGUUGCAAAUACCACAACUGCUACAUUCAGAAGCGAAAUGGAACCUUCUGCAGGCAGUGCUGCUAUUGUCUCAAAUGACAGUACCAAUAACUCUAACAUUAUGCCACUAUAUUCUGCAAGCAGCAUUAUUUCCAGUACCAAUGAUUCUACUACUGAUGUUGCAAGCAAAACUGAGUCCCCUAUGAGUAAUAUUUCACCAGUUACAAAUACUACUUAUUCUGCUCCUUCAAGUCCAGCUGAAUCUUCCACAAGUAGUACGCCUCUAGUCUCAGGCUACAUUUCUAAUAGCACCUCAUCUACUCCAGUGUACACCUCAAGUAGCAUUGUUCCAAGUACAAAUUACACUUAUUCUGAUUCUUCAAGUCAAGCGGAAUCUUCCACAAGCAGUACGCCUCUAGUCUCAGGCUACGUUUCUAAUAGCACCUCAUCUACUCCAGUGUACACCUCAAGUAGCAUUGUUCCAAGUACAAAUUACACUUAUUCUGAUUCUUCAAGUCAAGCGGAAUCUUCCACAAGCAGUACGCCUCUAGUCUCAGGAUACGUUUCUAAUAGCACCUCAUCUACUCCAGUGUACACCUCAAGUAGCAUUGUUCCAAGUAUAAAUUACACUUAUUCUGAUUCUUCAAGUCAAGCCGAAUCUUUCACAAGUAGUUCACCUCUCAUUUCAAGUUACUUUACCAACGAUACUAUAACUAAUGCAGAAUCAUCAUCAUUCAGCACAACUCCAGUUGCAAAUUACACUAUUAGUGAUACUAAUAGUCGAAUGGUACUUCCUAUAGACAGUAUUAUCCCAGUCACAAACACUCCUUCAAAAGUUACCACUAGUCAAGUAGAAUCAGUUUUAAGUACCAGUCUAAUUUCAAGCAAUAUUAAUAAUAGCACCACAACUAUAACAGAAUUUAUCACACACAGAAUCACGCCUGUGACAAGUGGCAGUGCUAGCGUUACUGGUGACGCCACAAGUGAGACAGAAUUUGCUACAAGCAGUGCUACUUUAAAUACAACCGAUGCUAUUAACAGUGAUACCUAUCAAACAGAAUUGCCCACAAAUAAUACUACCCUAGUAACAAGUGAAAAUUUUAAUAAUGUCACGACCAAACCGGUAUCUUCUCUCCCAUCUAUGAUUGAUACUACUACCAGUACUAGAAGUGAAUCUGAAUUAUUCACAAGCAACACUACCUCAGUUAUAAUCAACAACACUACCAGCACCGCAACCACAUCAGCUUCAUCCACUAACAGACCAGAAUUCUCCACAAGUAGUACUACCAUAGUUACAAACAAUACUGUUACUAGUACCACAAACGAACCAGAAUCAUCUAAAAGUGGCAUUAUCUCAGUUACUAGUAACACUAUUAACAAUACUACAGACGACUUAGAUUCACCCACAAGCAAUAUUACUACUAUUAUCACAAACAAUUCAGAAUCAUCCACAAGCAAUACAGAAUCAUCUACAAGCAAUUCAGAAUCAUCCACAAGCAAUUCAGAAUUAUCUACAAGUAGCAUUACCUCAAUUACAAGCAACAUUACUAUAAGUCCCACAAAUAGUAGUACCUCAGCCAUAAGUGAAACUUCUACUAGUAUCGCAACUACAACAACAUCAUCUUCUACAAUUAGUACUACCCCAGUUACAAGCAAUACCGCUACUAAUACCACAAAUAAAUCAAAAUCAUCUACAAUUAACACUACUACCAGGACCAUCAGUACCACAAGCGAUUCAGAAUCAUCCACAGGUAACACUAUUACUAGUACCAUUGGUACCACAAGCAAUUCAGAAUUAACUCCAAUAAACCCUUCCAAUAAUAUUACAACCACAACCACAUCCACAAGCAACUCAGAAUCAUCCACCAGCAAUACCAACUCAGUUACAAGCGAAUUAGAAUCUUCUACAAGCCGUACUACUACUAGUAUCAUAAGCGCUUCAGAAUCAUCCACAAGCAGCACUGCCAUCAGUAUCAUCGGUACCGUAAGUAAUUCAGAAUCAUCCUCAAGCGACACUACCACUAGUACCGCAACCACAUUGGCUUCUUUCACCACUAGUACCGCAACCACAUUGGCUUCUUUCACCACUAGUACCGCAACCACAUUGGCUUCUUCCACAACUAGUACCGCAACCACAGUAGCUUCUACCACAACUAGUACCGCAACCACAGUAGCUUCUACCACAACUAGUAAUGCCACAGUUACAAACAACACUGCUACUAGUAUCGUAACCACAACAGCAUCAUCUUCCACAAGUAUUAAUGCUCCCGUCACAAACGAUAUUACCAACAACAUAACUACUAAAACAGAAUCAUCCAUAAGUGAAAUUACUUUAGUGGCAAGUGACGUUACUAACACUGUUAUAAUUAAAACAGAAUCCUCCACAGAUAGCAUUUAUCUAGUGUUAAGCGACACUACUGACACUAUCAAAACUGAAACGGAAUAUCCUACAAGAAUUACUUCUCUAACUCCAAGCAACAUUAUUGGUACCACAAUAACUGAAAUAGAAUCUACUACAAGCAAAACUAUUGUAGUUGAAAGUUACACUACAGGUGUUACUAUAACAGAAACAGCAGCUGCUACAAGCAGAGUUAUUUUAGUUGAAAGUUACACCACAGGUAUCACUAUUACUAUAACAGAGGCACCUACAGCAAGUAUUACGGCAGAAGAGACUAACACAAUUAAUUUGACAGAACCUAAUGGCACAAUUAUACCAAUAACAUCCGUUGGAAAGAAUGCAACUGAAGGCAGUCCAAAAAUAAAAGUUAUUAUUGCAGGUGGCAAUGUUGAAACAAAAAACGAUACUGAUUUGGAAUAUGUAUUAUUAUUCAACAAGACAAAACCUUUAGAUACAAAUGAAUUAUAUGCUUUAGCUCAAUAUGCAAAUAAUACAUUACUAGAUGAUAAUUAUAAAGGUGUUGUAGUUGUUGCUAAUGAAGCUGCUAUUGAAUCUUUAGGUUUUUUCUCUAAUGUACUAUUAAACCCAGAAUCAUUGAACAAAACAUUUGUCAUUUCAUCGAAUUCAAACAAUGGUAUUAUUGUCGCUAAUAACACAGAAACUAAGAAUCGUGGUGUUCUAGUCUCCAACAAUAAUUUACUAUAUCCAGGUAUCUACUCUCCCUCAAUGUCUUCAGGGAAUGGUGCUUCUAAUACCAAUAACGCAAUUCCAGUCGGUGCUGUUAACAAACAAAACGAACCAUUUUGGUUUUUCCCUGAUAAUAUACCAACUAUAUUAAGUCCAAAUUCCACAAUUAGAACAACUUUUAGCAAUUUCACAAACACAAGUGCAUUAGAUAAUUCUCAAGCUCCAAUUGUUCCAAUUAUUGAUGAAGAUGGAUUAACACAAUCUCUAUUAUACGCUAUAGCAAAUGCAUCUAAUGGACUGAUUAUUUCUUCCUCAAAUGCUGACAACAGUACUGCUCUAAAUUGGAGUACAGUCGCUGUUCCAGUAGUUUUUACAAAAAAUACAGAUAAUUUUGCAUACAUUGGAAAGCAAGAUGUUCCCAAGGGUGCAAUUGCCGGUGGAUAUCUCACUCCAAUUAAAGCUCAAGUUUUGUUAAAUAUCGCCCUAGCAAACGGUGUUAACUCUACUGAAAGUUUAAACCAAAUAUUCUCUGAAUAA